UGGAAGGGUUUAUAAACAACAGUUCAUGAGAAAGAUUUGCAGUACAUGCAGGCGCUGCUCCACAAUGAUCCUCUUGGCUUGUUUCGUAUUGUUGCUCUGUCUUUCUGCCUAUUCAGAGGGUACUGUCAUUUCCCAAGAGCCUGGUGGGAGCAUCAAUUUGACAUGUUCCUUUGAUGGAUGUCCAAGUAACAUCAGCAGAUACAAGUACCUCUACCUGUACUAUGAAUUUUAUGAGCAGGAAGAGGUGCUGUUCCUUGAUAACAAUUCUCCCAGUGGCAUGCCGCGACUAAAGUAUGAACACAGGAUCCAGACACACAGAUCUACCCUGACCUUCACCAUCAGCAACCUGACAGUGAACGACACCGGCAUCUACAGAUGUGUCCGCAAGAAAUCAGCGGACAUAGCUGUCAACUGUAGUGUCUAUGCGGUCUUCAUAACAGAAAAAACAUCAUGUUCCAGCAUACCUCCCACCAUCAUCAUCCCACCCCUGAUGUUGUAUGUAAUUUUCAUCUGCAUCAUCAGUGUGCUAACCAUGUGGAUCUUCUUCUUGCUGAUCAUCCCAAGGGUGAAACAGUGGUGUAUUAGAAGAAAAGCAAGAGAUGCCCAGACAGUCUCCCAUGAUAAUGUGUAUGAAAUCAUGAGGGAAAAACCCAGGAACCCUGAUCAGAUUAAUUCUGCUUAGAAAUGCAAUCAAUAUGUUUUGAUCGUGGUGGACUUCCCCUUCAAGAUUUAGUUUAAAACUUUCAUGAAGUAUUUAAGAUUGUCUACGUUGUUAAAUUGUCAAAGAGAUGCAGCAGCUGUAACCGCUAUGAUUCAGGUUUGCUUUAAACAUAAAUUCAGUGGAAAAACUUGCAGAAGUAAUGAAGAGUUUUGUCUGAAUCUGUGGUAUUCCAAGUCCUCUACAGGUUUCAUAAUGAGUGUUUCAUAUGUAAAUAGAAGGAAUUGUAUGAAAUAAUAAGUCACAAGCAUAACUAAAAUACUGUGUAAAAGAUGUGCAACGAUAACAAGAGUGUAAACGGCUCCAUAUCAUCUCAAAGG
Messenger RNA from Girardinichthys multiradiatus, 1038 nucleotides. RefSeq lists its product as uncharacterized. The record is from RefSeq and is a predicted model, not a curated record. The coding region runs from base 26 to 682 and encodes 218 amino acids. The transcript has 4 exons. Gene Ontology annotation, biological process: adaptive immune response. Gene Ontology annotation, cellular component: membrane. NCBI's taxonomy places the organism in Eukaryota, Metazoa, Chordata, Actinopteri, Cyprinodontiformes, Goodeidae. Gene Ontology annotation, molecular function: signaling receptor activity.